Messenger RNA from Strigops habroptila (Kakapo), 8052 nucleotides. RefSeq names its product nuclear receptor subfamily 6 group A member 1 (gene NR6A1). Lineage: Eukaryota; Metazoa; Chordata; Aves; Psittaciformes; Psittacidae. The transcript has 10 exons. Gene Ontology annotation, molecular function: DNA-binding transcription factor activity; zinc ion binding; sequence-specific DNA binding. The coding region runs from base 148 to 1566 and encodes 472 amino acids. Gene Ontology annotation, biological process: regulation of DNA-templated transcription. The record is from RefSeq and is a predicted model, not a curated record.
GGCAGGGCGGGGCGGCCCCGGCCCGGCCCGGCCCGAGCGCGGCGUCCGCAGCGGCGGCUCUGGCUGUCAGCAGCGCCCGGAGCGGCCAUGGGGCAGCGCGGCCGCCGGGGCCCCUGAGACCCGCCGCGCCGCGGCCCCGGCGCCGCCAUGGAGCUGGAGCCGCCCGCAGAACUCCCGGAGCCCCGCGCUGCCGCUAAGGGACCGCCCCGCAACGCUACAGAUGUGGAGCAGAUGAGUUCCUCCUCUCCUGUCCUUCCUAUGAACUCCAUGGGCAAUGAGCGGGUAGAUCAGCGAACCUGCCUGAUCUGCGGGGACAGAGCGACGGGGCUGCACUAUGGGAUCAUCUCCUGCGAGGGCUGCAAGGGGUUCUUCAAAAGGAGCAUCUGCAACAAGCGGGUUUACAGAUGCAGUCGGGACAAGAACUGCGUCAUGUCACGCAAACAGCGCAACAGAUGCCAGUACUGCCGCCUGCUCAAAUGCCUCCAGAUGGGGAUGAACCGGAAAGCAAUCAGAGAAGAUGGCAUGCCAGGAGGCAGAAACAAAAGCAUCGGACCUGUCCAGAUAUCAGAGGAAGAGAUUGAGAGAAUUAUGUCUGGGCAAGAAUUUGAGGGAGAGGCGAACAUGUCAUGGAGCAACAACGGAGACAGUGACCAUAGUUCCCCUGGAAAUGGAGUUUCUGAGAGCAACCAGCCUUCACCCGUUUCUACUCCAUCUUCAAGUAGGUCCGUGGAGCUGAAUGGAUUCGCUGCACUCAGGGAUCAGUAUAUCGGGACACCGGUGUCCACGCACUAUCAGUACCUCCCGCACCUUUUUAGCUACUCUGCUCACUCGGCUCUGAUGCCCCCCCAGACGCGCAGCCUGGACCCCCAGUCGCACAGUCUUAUCAAUCAGUUGGUGUCAGCAGAGGACCUGGAGCCGCUCGGCACGCCGAUGCUCAUCGAGGACGGGUAUAAAGUGACUCAGGCAGAGCUGUUUGCGUUGUUGUGUCGUCUGGCGGAUGAGUUGCUUUUCAGGCAGAUUGCUUGGAUCAAGAAGCUGCCGUUCUUCUGUGAACUCUCCAUCAAGGACUAUACCUGCCUGCUCAGCUCUACAUGGCAGGAGCUCAUCCUGCUCUCCUCACUGACCGUUUACAGCAAGCAGAUCUUUGGUGACCUUGCAGACGUCACCUCCAAGUACUCUCCCUCUGAUGACGAGCUGCACAGAUUCAGUGAAGAGGGGAUGGAGGUGAUGGAGCGGUUGAUCUACCUCUUUCGCAAAUUUAACCAGUUGAAGGUCAGCAAUGAGGAGUAUGCGUGUAUGAAAGCCAUUAACUUCCUAAAUCAAGACAUCAGGGGUUUGACCAAUGCAUCCCAACUGGAGCAGCUGAAUAAGCGGUACUGGUAUGUUUGCCAGGACUUCACAGAGUACAAAUAUCCACACCAGCCAAACCGUUUUCCGGAUUUAAUGAUGUGUUUGCCAGAGAUACGAUAUAUUGCAGGAAAAAUGGUGAAUGUUCCCCUGGAGCAGCUGCCUCUCCUGUUUAAGGCUGUUCUACAUUCCUGCAAGACGAGUGUGAGCAAAGAGUGAGCCCAGCUCGGCCCGGCCGGUGCCUUACGCUGUGCCUCGGGCAGGGAGCUGGCUCACCCCGGGAGAGGGGCAAACGUGAUCCAGGCAGGAGACAGGGCAGUGGUGUCCCUGCCGUUGUAGCAAGAAUCUUUUGUUUGUUUGUUUUUUGUUUUUUUUUUUUUUUAACUCUUUUUCCUAUAUAUUUAUUUCACGACAGAGUUGAAUGUAUGAUCUUCAACACGAUGCACAUGGUUCUGUAUGAAUGCAGCAGAUGCAUUCUCCAGCGGUUUACAGAAUGUGAAGAUGUUUAAUGUUACAGUGUUUGUUAGGGUUAGUUCUUUUGUAUUUGGGGGCUUGGGACCAAGAUGACUAAGACUACCUCAAGGAGAAGAUGCUGUUUGUGCACUGCUCUUUCCAUGAUUUGUAUCCAAAAGCGUUUGUCAUAGAGAGCAAAUGGCCUCACUGCAUCGACAGAGCUGUUAGUAUCCCAGAUGGACGAUUUUGGAGAAGUGGGUGUUAGAGAAGUGCCAAGCUUUUUGUCUUUAAAUAUAAUAAUAAUUUUUAAAAGGCAGGGAGUGGAGAAGAAGGAAAAGUCUGUCUAGCCAGUUGGUUUCUUUUCCCCAGGCAGUUUUCAGGUGCAGGUUUAGCUCCUGCGGUUUCCCUGAAUCCUGCCCCAGCGGGAUCAUAAUAUUCCCAAGCUGCAAGGGGCUUAGUGCUCCUGUCCUCUCCUGGGAGCUGCAGGAGUGGGUUCUGCCCCAACCCCAGCCUGACCCACUGGCCUCUCACUGUUGCUGCAGCACUUCUCCAUUCGACUGAAACUGCGUUGCUGCAGUUCGUAGCAGGCUCCUGGUGUUAUACAAAGGUACUCUUGUUGCUAGAGAACUGAAAGUAAUUUCUCCUCACUUCCUUAACAUUCAUUUUAAGUUCACAAAAGCAGGAAAAACCUACUUAGAGAAGAGGCAGGAUUGCCCCUUUUAGUGUGUUCCUCCAGGGUGGUAUCUGACUACUGAGGAGGCUUCUGCAUUGCAGCAGUCCUGAGCAGUCUGUUUCUGGGAACAGUUAAUGUACCCUGUGGUUCAGUGUGACCCGAAAUGGGGCAAGGGACUCCAGUGUCUGCUGGGAUGGCUUUCUCUGCUGGACUCAGGGAAUGCAUGAUCCAUACUCAUAUCCUGCCAGGACUGUUUUGCUGCUUGUGGAAUUCCUUCUGCCAGGAAAAUGCUAUUAAUGCAGUACUUGGUAAACUGUUCUGUCCUAGGUGUUGCAAGGCUUGGAUUUUCCAUCUCGCAACCUCCACACCACUCCCCUGCAUGGAGAGCUGGGUUAAUGACAACUGGUUAGCUGUUUGAGCAAUUGCUAAGUGCUGUUGUUUUCUAAACUUGGGUAUUCUUAUGAGUAACAUCAUGGCUUCCAGCUCGUGGUGGUGGUGAGGUUGGAUGAGACACCUUGUUCUCAUCUCCUUCAUUAAGAAUUAACGUUCAAAGACUCAGUCACUCUCCUAGGCAGCUGUGUUGCCCUGGCUGGAUUUCCUUCCCUGUGUCCUUAGAUAUGAAUCUGAUGUAGCAAGAGGGUUCAUCAACAAAUGUUUGAAUGCUAUUUUUAAAAUACUUUGGGAAACAACUUCUGUUUCUUCAGGGUAAGAGGGACCAGUUGCUACCUUUUUGUCUUGUGCUGACGAAGGCACAAAGUGAGUACUGCUCAGAGGUACUGAAGCUGCUGUGAGAUGAAUGUGAUGGUGAACAGGAGAAAAAUCUCAAUUCACCAAAGUAGUCUUUCGUUCCCCUUCACCCAGCGGGUGCUCCCUUGGUUGCAGCCCAAGAGAUGCUGUGACCCACUGGCUUGGCACAUCUCUGGCUUAGUCGGCAGCCGUGGUCUCACCCAGGACUCACGGCGGCAAUCCCGCUUGGGCAUCUUCCAGCUUGAUGGUUUCCCUUUCCUAGAAGUCCACUAGCUGCUCAUUUUUCACUAUUUAAAUAGGAUGUUACGGGUAAGAGCUGCUGGGCCCAGCAGCAGUUCAGCUUGACAGAGCUCCACAAUCCAAAGGUGGUUCCGUGAAUCUCAUUUACUUUCUCACUGUCAAAUGGGACAAGCAAGUAUUUCUCAGGAAAGCCUUCUGCAUACAUACCUCAAGUGUAAAUGGGAAGAUGUUAGUAUAUCUGUUUGUAAGUUAGGAAGUAUUUCUCAGCUUUUAAGUUUGAUUUCCAAAUAGCUUGAUAUGAUCUUUUUAUUACGGGUUAUCUUCUGGCUCGCUGUUUUAUACACUCAAGGAACUGUUACAAUUGCAUAGGAGUAAUUCUAUUCUGCAGUUACUGAAUUAUUAUGAUCUGUUGGUGAAUAAGAGUUUGUUUUAAUUAGUGUACAUAAAAGUGGUCAUCAUAUUGCCAAAUAUCGGACAAAAAUAAUCUAUUAGGUAUUCUGUGUUUAUCCAAAAUAGACUCCCAAGACUAAUGCUGUACCAACAAUGACGAAAACCCCUAAAUUCAUUUCUGAUGAUGAAUGGACAAGAAUGUUCUACUUUCUGUUGUAUGAAGCAAAUUUUACAAAGGUUGAUUGGCAGCAGCAUCCGUUUCCAAAUAACCCAUUUGUUUUAGGGAGUAGAAAAGCCUUGCUAAACUGACAAGUAAGGAAAAAGCUAAAGUAUCAAACCAGAAUCUAGCUCACCGGACAGUCAUUCUUAAUAUCUUCUGCACCAAGUCCUCUAAUGACUUGUAUUUUUUAAACAGGGUAAAGUGAAUGUGUUGCAUUGCAAACUCAGGUAUUAUGAGAAGGUAGGAAUGUAGCUAGAGAUGUAGAGACGUUAGGUCAGUCACUAGAUGUAUUUGUGAAUUUGGUUUGAAGGACACCCUGGAAAGGUUGGAAUUUUUGUUCCAUUCUUCACGUAACAUUCAGUUUACAGGGACUCAUAUUUUAUUUGUGCUUAAUGCUAGUAGGGGGAAGUUCAUUAUCUUUGGUAUCUAUCUGCUCUUGCUUAUCUGACCUUCUGUCAUAGAGGAAUCAAUCAACAAUAAUAGUCUUUGGUAGAAUUUUCUGCCAUGACAAGUCAAUUUUUAUCCCCGAUUUGAAAGAUAAAUUGGCUGACUGACCCCCUCCUCUCCUUCAUAGCAUUUGUGCAGGUGGAAGGCUGAAGAGUUACUUUUAAUCCGAACAGAGAUUUGGGACAUAAAUUUGAAGAGCUCAGGCUCACGCAUUCAGAAGGGCUUUGCUGAGGUGUCCUAGUUGCUGUUUUACAGGUUGGAGCUGGUCACCCAGUGCAGAGAACAGAGCAGAAACUGGUGCUCCAGCUGAUGGGGCUGAGUCCCAGUGCAAGUGGCCAGACUCUGGGACCUGAACAAAAGCUUUUUGAAAGCAACUGAGUUUUCUUCCACUGCCUGCCUUUGGGUCAGGCUGCUGAGUCUUGACCCCACUGUGUGUGUCAGUAGCGAGUCCUUGUCCUCAGCGUGCCCAGCCCCUCGAGAGGGCUGGGGGACAACCAGGGUGCUCAGAGGUGCCAGGUACCCCGAAACUGAUGGGCUCUGGGCAGGGCAAAACCGCUGCAGCAGGAGGUAACUCUCCAGCCAUUUUGCAUGUGCAUUAACUACUUUCUAAUUGUUAAUAAUGCGGUCGUGUUCAUCAUUCUCAUCUGCCUGCUAGCCCGCAGAGCUGUGCAGAGCUACUGCAUGCUUUGGGUCAGUGGUGUGCAGCUCUGGAUCCUUCUGUACCUCAAAUCCUGAGCUCCCAUCACCCAAACACUAAAGGGGAACAUGGUAUUUUUAGGGUGAUCAGUGCAAAGCAGUCAGUCGCAUUGACAACUGCAGGAACACCCGUUUUCCUGGUGUUCUGGUGUUGCUUUGGAGUGAGCCUGUCGGAGCAAGCAGAGCUCUGGGCACUGCAGUGUGUCUGCAGGGCUGCUCUUGCUCCCGGGGGGAGCCCUGGGUGGUUGUGCCCUCACCCUGCUGUUGCCCAUAAGGCUCAAGCUCACAUCAGUGUCACUCGCUGCCCGUCCCUCCCUCUGCCACACACAUCAGAUCUUGCUCUUCAGGCCUCUGCACAGAACACAGUCGCCUCAGGUGAAGGAGUUUAAGUCUUGUCCUUCAAACCAACCUUUUUUUAAAAAAACUUGAAUUUCUUUUACCUUUACUACAUCUUUUUAAAUGAAAAAAAUGGAAAAAAAAAAAAAGAUCUCCUGUGAAUGUGCUAUUUACCGUUCAUUCUUUCUUCUUUCUUGGUUUUGAUUUGAAGCUAUGAAGCUUGGUGUCUGUGAAAAUGUUGUUCUUUCUCAGGAUAAUAAGCGGCAAUCAUCCCUGCCACAUAAAAGGCAGGAGAAAGGGGGAAACUUGGGGAACUAGUUUAAGUAUGAAGCUAAUUUUUAAGUUGUAGAUGAUGUGUAAAUCAAGGGUAAUACAUGGGAUGUCAGUAUCAAGCUGUGGCGUUUCUCUGGGUUCACGGUGUGUUGUUUGCAAUACACAGAAGCUCAGGGAUAAGUAUUUAAAAUGUGACCCAGAGAAACCCUAGUUUUGAUGUUGCAACUCUUGCUUCUUUCAUGACUUGUUUGGAGGACCCAUUAGAAGCUGAAUAAAGCCCCAUAUAGAGAUUUUGGGGGGGAAAACUUUUGCUUUGGCAUGUGGGAAGUUUGCCUACUGAAGGCUUAGGUGUGCCCUAAUGGUUGAAGCAUCCCGAAGGAGCACGUUGCUGUUUGGGCUGUUGCAAGGGGAGCUGCAGGGAGAGCAGGUUUUGGUAACUACACGUUUCUGCUGAAGGCACAUCAGCUCCCAGGGCUGGGAGAGGUUUGUCUGUAUUUCCACAUUACCUCAUCCUUCUGCCUUAUGUGUUUGAGUGCUCGUGGAAAAGGGGAAAAUGGGAAUUUCUCAGUAUGUCCCUGGCAGCCAGUCACAGUGUUUUCUGCGCUCAGUUUGUUGCUUGUGAAUUAGAGCAUCUUAAUUUCCAGUGUGUAUAGAUUUAUCAUUAUGGAUCAGUCAGGUUGUAGAUUCAGACUGCUUGAGAAAGGGGCUAAAGUGUGAAACUGGUUCAGUUACAGCUGGUGCCAGCACUGACCGAGAGUCAGGAAAACUUUGCAGGGCUGAAAACCACCUUCCCAGCACUCUCAGUGGUCAGGAUCUGCGGAUCCGAGUUUCAGCCAGCCCUCCAAAAAGCUGGUGAGGCCAAUCCAGGCCAUUAUAUUCCCCUUGAAAAAAAUGAAAUUGAAAAGAGCUCGUGUACAGCUGACCUCUAACAAGUCUAUGAAAGAAGCAACAUGGUUCAGUGGAAGAAAUGCCCCCAAGGGCAAAAAGAAACAGAAAUUGAAACCAGAUGACGAUCAACCUUAACAAAGCCUUUUGUGAUUCAUUGUUUUCUUUCAAUUUAUAAAAUGUCUUGUAAUAGUUGAUAACAUUAUUGACUCAAUUUCCAUAACUAAACUACCUCGUGUGACAUCCUGUUUAUCAUCUCAAAGGGAUUGUGUGAAAAACAAAAUACUGCCAGUGUUUGAAGACCAGGGGGGUGAUUGUGGAGUUUUGUUUCCCUUCCCAUGGGUUGUGGCUUGGUUCCUAUUACUGCCACAGCAUUUCAACCUGCUGGUGAUGGUUUUGACUUGGACUCCCAGCCCCAAAGAAGGUGUUGGGCUGUGCACACCGUGCUUUCACCUAGCACUGAUGUGCCAUGGUGGUGACCACUGUCACCACUGCCACAAUGAGCCACUGUUCACAGGGCGAGCAGUGUCCUGUGGCUGUAUGUGACAGUGAGGCAGUGUCUGUGACACUACAGGGGAAGGCUGAGCUCCAGCGUCCUUCCCAGUGGAGCACAGCUCCUGUCUGCAGCCACAGGGCAGGACGUGGCUCUUGCCGGUUUGGCUUUUGUUAGUGCCCAUCAAGCCACUGUUCCAGCUCUGUCCUGGUGCAGACACAAUGCAGAGGCUGCAUUUGUAGCCUGGACCUUGCAGAGCCCUUGUGUACGUCCUGGGUGUAAGUGUGCUGAAGGAGGAAGCGGGUCCAGUUUGCUGCAUGUGCUAGUGUCAGCCCAUUGUUGGUUUGUGGGAUGUUUCCAAGAUGGUUUGGUCCCGGUCUCCGGUUCCUUCCGCUGUUGUUCCAAGUGAUGGUUUCUUCCAGUAAAACACUUCAUUUUUCCCACAAUCCCUUGUGUAAAUCAGGGAAGCAGGAUGUUGCCUCGGCAUGACACACGGUGAACGUUGGCACGCUCAGAGCCAGGGCUGGGGCAGGAGACUGUGUCCGGCCACUGCCACCCUCACCCACAGUGCCCGAGGAGGAGCGGGUCCCAUGUGGCACCUCUCGGGAGCAGCCUCCCCGUCACUACACUAUGACCAAAUGAAUGUCUCUGCUGGCACGUCUCGGGCGCGCCGUGGCACAGCCGGUCCCCCUUGUGCAGUGGGACCGGCGCGGGUCAGUGUCAGCCUGACCUGCCCCUGCUCCGCUGCUCUGCUCUGUGACUUGACUACCUGUGGAAAUGUGACCAAUAAGUGUUGAACGCAUGUGUAGCGAGUGUUAGCUGUAUGAACUAAUAAAUGUGAAUUGUUCUGCA